Neocloeon triangulifer is the source of this 2160-nucleotide messenger RNA. Its product is annotated as pickpocket protein 28-like. Gene Ontology annotation, biological process: sodium ion transmembrane transport. Gene Ontology annotation, cellular component: membrane. The record is from RefSeq and is a predicted model, not a curated record. The coding region runs from base 223 to 2049 and encodes 608 amino acids. Lineage: Eukaryota; Metazoa; Arthropoda; Insecta; Ephemeroptera; Baetidae. Gene Ontology annotation, molecular function: ligand-gated sodium channel activity. The transcript is spliced from 11 exons.
UCUCAUUUGGCGAUCUCUACUGCCCUUCUGGUUUUUAUUUGUCUUGGUAGAUAAUAAUCAAUGGAAUGCUGCAGUGCAAUCACUAAAUAAGUAAUUUGGCUUUAACAAACCAACGAGCACGCGAUCAGAAAAGCCUUAAUUACAAAUAUAAUUUGCACCUAGAAGAACGAUUGAGAAUUUCGAUGCACGCAGUCUUUUGUCAGAGCUUGUCAGGGACUGACGAUGCAGGCAAGAGGGAGGAAAAUCCAGGCUGCUGCCACAGCUGUGAGCCGUUGGAGCAACCGGAACUUGGACGUGCCCUCGUUUACAAAUUUGCAACCCUUCGCGCCGGCCGUGCGCCGCGGAUUGCCUUCCGCAUUGAGUGGUCUGUCGAGCGCCGAUCUUGACCAUGAUAAUUGGGACCUAAAAAUCCACGCGUCCCAAUUCUGCGAAAAGACGUCCCUGCACGGUUUACAGUACCUUGGCGAGGACAAACGCCAUUGGCUUGAAAGAGUUUUCUGGAUGGUAGCUUUUGUGACGGCAAUAGCGGGUGCGUUCACUUUGAUCACGCAACUUUAUAGAAAGUGGGACCAAAACCCAGUGAUUGUGUCUUUCUCGACGAGCUCCACUGGCAUCACCGAUAUUCCAUUUCCGGCCUUCACCAUUUGCAACAUGAAUAACAUCAGGAAAACUGUCGCAAAACGAAUCUUACAAAGAAAAGGAUUUGCGCCAGAGGUUCAGAUGGAAAAAAACCUGCUCGAGGACCUUUGCUCGGUGGACGAGCCGCCUCCAGCACCACCUUCAUCCCUCGCUUCAAAUGAUAAAGACGCAACCACAACCGCGGCUCCAACUACCCCUGCGCAACGGAGCCCACCAACCUGGGCGGCCGUUAAGCAAUUCAUGAUAAAGGGUGCACAGCCGUGCCACGAAAUGCUGAUCGCGUGCGCCUGGAUGAGUGCCAUUAGGAACUGCACCAACCUUUUUAACACUGCCCUGACUGACGACGGCCUUUGCUGCUCCUUCAACAAAGUGCCCAGAGAGCUGCUUUACAGAAAUCCGAAGGAUCUGUCUGAUUUGAAUCUGACUUUCCCUUUUCCGUCCGUGGACUGGACACCAGAAGAAGGGUAUCCUAAGAAUGCAGAACACGACGCCCUGCCGUGGAGACCGAUUGGCGCCGGAAAGCAUUUGGGACUGACGGUCGUUCUGGACAAUGAGGUUGACGAGUAUUACUGCUCAUCAACUGCCUCCGUUGGGUUCAAAAUGCUAUUGCACAGUCCGGUGGAAACGCCCAAGCUAUCCAGUUUCGGCUUCUCGAUUCGACCCGCGACGGAAAACUACAUCACCGUGCAGCCGCAGGUGCGUCGCUCGACCAAGCCGGUGGCCAAAAUACCCCUGCGAAAACGCCACUGCUACUUCGCCUUCGAACGGCGACUCCGCUUCUACCGCACCUACACCAAGCACAACUGCAUCCAGGAGUGCGAGUCAAACUUCACUCUGUCCAUUUGCGGCUGCGUUCUCUACUUCAUGCCAAAGGAUCAAAAUACAAGGAUAUGCGGGAAGCGGGAUGAGAAGUGCGCUUCCGACGCUAGAGCUACGAUGGAGGUUAAACUUUACGACGAAUCGGAAAACGGAACUACGACUGAAAAACCGUCGUGCAAAUGCCUGCCAGGUUGCAGUGAAAUCACCUAUCAGUCAAAAAUCACGUCGUCACGGUUGUCGGACACUUUUAACGCAACUUUACGCUUUCCGCCUCUUGCAGACAAGAAAAUCAAUAUCUCCUACUUCAAAGAAAACUACGCAAUUGUUCAUCUCUUUUUCACCGAAACGGAAGUGGCAACUUAUCAGAUGGACGAGAUUUUUGGAUUUGCAGAUUUUCUAGGAAGCACUGGCGGUCUGCUAGGCUUGUUCCUCGGCUUCAGUAUUCUGAGUGUCGUUGAGGUGCUUUACUUUCUGACUCUGCGCCUAAUGUGUUCGUGGCGCCGAUACCACCCCGGAGUGAGUCCCACCUCGUCAGCGCGCAUCCCGCGCCGCCACGAGCCGCAAGACUUGCCGUUUGUUUUUGUUCAGUGAAAAUCGUCAAAAUUCAUUGGAUAACGUUUAUUUAAAAAUAUCAUUUACGCUGUAUAAUAAUCUUGCAAUAAAACUUUGCUUCUCGGCACAAUGAGUUGCAAUAAACUAUCU